UGGGCACCGACUCACCAGGAGGCCCCGCUUGUCUGCUCCUCUGUGACGCUCCGCCGAGAUGCAGAUGUUCUCUGCCCUAUUUACCCUUUUGGCAAUCGUGCUUUACGCGCGGGGAGCACCACUGUCGGGAAACAAAACAGAGCCUCACCUCGUAGCGAGGAGCUUUGGGCUGACUGUCUCCGGAAAUUCUUACGUCGUGGACACCGCCGGUGGCCUCGUUUUCACCGUCAAUAAUCAGAACUGCGACAUAACAUCUUUGAACUACAAUGGCAUCGAGGCUCAGGACCAGAGUAAAUACUCUCAGAUUUCCUCUGGGCUUGGCUCCGCCACAGUGUCCUGGACGAAGAUCGGUAAUUACAUCAAAAUUACCUGCGAGACAAGCACCUUGACGCAGUAUAUUGUCGCUCAGUACAAGACUGCCGCAGUCCACAUGGCUACUUACACCACUGCGGAGCCCUCGGUGGGCGAACUCAGAUUCAUCGCCCGCCUCAACCGCGCUACGGUUACCACUGGUCCGACCCAAUCCGAUAUCAAGGGCGGCACUGCUAUCGAAGGCUCGGACGUUUUCGAGGUCGGCAGCCAGACUCGGAGUAAAUUCUAUUCCUCCAAACGAUUCAUCGAAGAUCAAGUACAUGGCGCCACUGGGAGUGGUAUCGGUGUAUUCAUGAUCAUACCUGGAUACAGCUAUGAAACUUCAUCCGGUGGACCUUUCUUCAGAGACAUUGACAACCAAGGCGGCGACCAGCAAGAAGUCUACUUCUACAUGAACUCCGGACAUGUACAAACUGAGGACUACCGACAGGGCUUGCACGGCCCUUACCUGUUGCAAUUCACCUCCGGGUCUACGCCUUCUACUGCUGUUGACCUCGAUUUUUGGGAAGGAUUAGACAUAAAGGGUCAGACCACCUUCGCGAACCGCGGAUACGUCAAAGGGACUGCAACCGGCGUACAGAGCGGCUUGCCCAUCGUACUCGGCUGGGCAAACUCCGCUGCUCAGUAUUGGGUGCAAGCGGACUCGAGCGGCGGGUUCACGUCGCCGAAGAUGAAACCCGGAACGUACACGCAGACGCUGUAUCAGGGAGAACUGGCUGUCGCUACUUUUAGCGUCACGGUUCAGGUUGGGAAGACGGUUACGGCCAAUAUUGCCAGUACUCUGGCAUCGCACAGUCCGAUAUUCCAGUUCGGAGAUUAUGACGGGACGCCGAAGGGUAUGCUGAAUGCCGACAUGAUUGAGACCAUGCACCCUUCUGAUGGCCGUAUGCACGAUUGGGUCAGAACUGUCACUAUUUCACAAGGCACAGGGUAUUUCCCCAUGGCAGUGUUCAAAGACAUUGGGACCGUCACUAUCAGCGCGACCCUAACGAGCUCGCAGCUCGGGGCGAGGACUCUACUUAUUGGUACCACACUCGCGUUCGCCGGCGGUCGACCGCAUGUGAAGGUGAACGACUGGGAUGGCCCCAACCCUGGGGCUCCCAGCCAACCGGAUUCGAGGGGGGUUACUCGAGGCACUUGGAGAGGAAAUAACAUCGCUUACACCGUUAGCAUUCCCGAUGGCGUCCUCGUGAAAGGCUCGAACACCAUUAUCAUCUCCGUCAUUUCAGGCUCAUCUGGCAGCCAGUACCUGUCCCCCAACUUUGUCUUCGACACCGUAAUGCUCUACUGAGGUUUUGAAGGCCACUUUGUUUUUGUUCAUGUGUCGUUGUACGGACUCCGCGGUCCCUUCUUUUUCGCCUGCAUAUUUG
Gloeophyllum trabeum ATCC 11539 is the source of this 1742-nucleotide messenger RNA. RefSeq lists its product as uncharacterized. The transcript has 15 exons. Gene Ontology annotation, biological process: pectin catabolic process. NCBI's taxonomy places the organism in Eukaryota, Fungi, Basidiomycota, Agaricomycetes, Gloeophyllales, Gloeophyllaceae. Gene Ontology annotation, molecular function: carbohydrate binding; carbon-oxygen lyase activity, acting on polysaccharides. The record is from RefSeq and is a predicted model, not a curated record. Bases 59 to 1663 code for a protein of 534 amino acids.